AUGCAGCCUGAUGUGGAUUCAGUGGAAACGGCCUCCGACUCAAUCAAGGUGCGCAAUGUGGAGGAAAAGAAGUGCCAUCUCAAGACACGCUUGGGGUACCAGCCAAUUCACCGCGUGCUGAUGGACAAUUGGCAAUCUGGACUAACCGUAGCCAUGGUCAGUGUCCCAUUGUCGAUCUCCUUGGGCAUUGCUUCGGUGUCGGGGGGAGACCCUGCAGCUCCAUUGAUGGGUGUGUCAACAGCCUUCUGGGGUGGUCUUUGUGCGUCAAUGUUCAGCUCCAGCGACUUCAACAUCAUUGGGCCUGCGGGCGCGCUGAGCGGAAUGCUCAACAGCGCGACCAUCAAGUUCGGAGGGGCUGGAGUUCUGCCCUACCUCUCCCUUGUCUCCUCGGCCAUCAUUUGCUCGAUUUACUUGCUGGGAUUGCAGCGCUACCUUCUCCUCAUGCCCACUGCUGUCUUCGAGGGAUUCACGCUUGCGGUGGCAUUCAUCAUUGGCCUGGGCCAGCUCGAAAUGGCUAUGGACCUGCGACCAAACGGUCCCAAGUCAGAGCACUUCUACGAGAAUGUCAUGCGCUCCUUUGAAGCGAUGCAUGGCUACUCCUUGGCUCCAGCAAUUCUGUUCCUGGUCGUCACCGCGUUGCUGCUGGGCCUUGUGAAGUAUGCCCCGAAAGUCCGUGGCAAGUCAAUUCCUUGGACGGUGCUAAUCCCCUUGUCCACCAUUCUCUUGGGCUACCUGUCGGACCAGAAGAUGCUCGGGGGCAUCAUCCUUCCCACCUUGAAGGACAAGUAUGGGACGCUACAAGCCCGCAUCGUGGAAGUUCCGUCCAGGCCGCUGUCGGAUUUUGCAGGUGACGACUUGUUUGGCCUGAUCCGCACCGCUUUUGGCGUUGCUUUCGUGGCCAUCUUGGAGACCUUGAUUUCAGCUAAGAUUGCAGAGCAAAGGAUGAACUACCCCUUUGAGAGCAGUCGUGAGACUUUCGGUUUGAUGGUGUGCCACGCCGUAUGCGGGGCAGUUGGGGCAUUGCCACCUACUGGAGUGUUUGUUCGCACUUCUCUGAACGUGCAGCUGGGAGCAACGCACAGGCUUUCGCAAAUGAUCAAUGCCAUUGCAGUCUUCCUGAUCUUUGUGGUGGCCAUGCCUGUCUUCUCGUACUUGCCCCAAGCUGCGGUGGCUGCCUUGCUUGUAUUUGCUUCCAUUCGUAUGGCGCCGGUGCACUACAUUGCCACUCUUUGGCGGACCGACAGGAGAAGUUGCUUCCUUCUUGUGCUGACAACCGUGAUCUGCGUCUUUGUGGACCCCGUCUAUGGCCUCAUUGUAGGCAUGGUUGUGGCACUGCUAAGGGAUGCUGCAGAAACUGCCCGGGCGGAGUCGCGAGUAACCCUGGACAAGGAUGAGGUUUCUGUAAGCGACACUGGCACACCUCGCAGUCAGCAAAAUCCUGCUCUUUCUCAUUGGGCCACAGCUAGCUUCGAUCAUGGUGCAAACUUAGCCGUCAAGCCAUCACCGCUGAAGCGUUUGCGGCAACUGGUCGAGGCUGUUGCUUGUGGCAGGGCUCCAAAGGAGCACAGCAAUGUUUUGCACAAGCAUGAGACCUUCCAAGAGGUCCUGUACGAGCCGAUGGGUUCAGUGACCUUCCUUUGCGCCAGCAAGCACUUGUCCCGUGUACAAGCACUGCUGACCAAGAAGCCAAACAGGAUCAUCAUCUCCUUGGAGCAUGUGACCCGCAUCGACGUUGAUGGGUCUGACAGCCUUGCAAAGGCAGCCAAAGAAGUGAAGGAGGCAGACUGCGAUGUCCGCCUAGUCGUGCCGGAACUCUUGCUCCACGGCACCAUCCUUUCCAAAGCUGCCUGGCUGCAAAGCCUCCAAUCGGAAGGCUGUAUCUUCAGCACAGUCACAGACGCAAAGAGUCAGGUUGCAGAGAUUUGA
Molecule: messenger RNA, 1926 nt
Organism: Symbiodinium pilosum
Lineage: Eukaryota; Dinophyceae; Suessiales; Symbiodiniaceae
Source: the annotation of a GenBank genome assembly